Messenger RNA from Vanessa tameamea, 2281 nucleotides. RefSeq names its product PR domain zinc finger protein 5-like. Gene Ontology annotation, biological process: regulation of transcription by RNA polymerase II. Gene Ontology annotation, molecular function: DNA-binding transcription factor activity, RNA polymerase II-specific; RNA polymerase II cis-regulatory region sequence-specific DNA binding; zinc ion binding. Gene Ontology annotation, cellular component: nucleus. Bases 42 to 2207 code for a protein of 721 amino acids. The transcript has 12 exons. NCBI's taxonomy places the organism in Eukaryota, Metazoa, Arthropoda, Insecta, Lepidoptera, Nymphalidae. The record is from RefSeq and is a predicted model, not a curated record.
CGUUAAUACCUUUAAAUAUUUGCUGUUUUGCCAAAAAAAUAAUGAAUUACCAUCGCUAUCGUUGGUGCAUAGUGUCUAGUUGUCCAAAUACUAGCAUUAGAACUACAGAAAAGUUGUUUAUCAAAGUGCCAGAUGAUAUUAAAAUGAGGAAUGUUUGGUUGAAACUCGCAAAACGUGAUCCUAAGUCAUUAUCAAUUAAAAGUCGAUUGUAUUUAUGUGAGGAUCACUUCAAUUUGGAACAAGAUAUGGCGAAUUAUAUGGAAUACAAAAUAAUGGGAUCUGUAAAACAUAUUAAAAUGAAAGUAAACACCAUCCCAUCCAGAUUUAGUUUUAAUACUAAGAAAAAAUGCAGAUCACCUAGUGCUAGACGGUCAACUCUAACAAACACGCAAGGGCUGGAUGUUCCAGGGACUGAAAACAGCAAGCUAUCUGAAGACUACAUUGAACCAACAGCAACAUCAUCUAAAUCAGAUUUUCACAAUAGUCAAGUUUUAGGAUACAGGAUAAAAUUGGAAGAAGAAAUUUGUAAUGACGCCCCGGAGACAAAUGAACCGUUAUUUCAAGUGAACGUAGACAUGGAACGCGAAAACGAACCGCUCAUCAAAGAUGAAAUCAAAAUGGAGGAGGAUCACCCGCAAUGCCACAUUUGUCUCAGCGUCGGUCGGAAGAUGUUUCCGAUACGCAAAUACGAAGAGAUCUAUAAGAGGUUACUGUACGACGAAUAUCAGGACCACGGUGAUGUUACAUUCGACGCGACGCUCGUCUGUUGGGAGUGUAACGCGUUGCUGCGGAACGUCGAACAGUUUCAGAAUAGAAUCAGACAGGCUAACGAGAUGCUGCAGAUGCAACAAAAUAUAGUCUCGCUAUCCAGUUUGACGACAGUUGUGUUCAGUGACUCGAGUCCAAACAGUAUAUACUUGGAGGAGUCAGAGGAAAAUACACGAUACCAGAUGAACAGCGAGAACGAUGACCAAAUCAAAGAUCACGGAGGCACGUCUGACAAAGAUUCUGUAGGUGAAGACGAACCUCUGGAAGAACUAACAAAGGAGGAAGAAGAAACACCUAAAGAGAAAACGGUUGAUAGGAACAAAUGGGCGAAGAGACGCGUGCUUGUAAACAGAGAACCUAAGUUCAGAAUGAUUGAAGAUUUUAGUGAAAUGUUCAAGAAGGUUUCGUUCAGUAUUAAGAUAUUGCAAGAGGUUUUAGAAGAACGCAGGAAGCAGGAAUGUUAUACGAAUAGCGAGUUCAGAUGUUCGUCGUGUAUACAAAGAUUUGAUAAUAGAGAAGCUUUGAUGGAACACAACAUUCAGUAUCACGAUAAGAGCGUCGGCAUGUACGUUUGCGACAUUUGCCGAUCGAGGUUCGCCGACGUACAGAGUCUGUCGUCGCAUCUGUUCAGCCAUUACUACAUGUUCUACUGCAAGCUGUGUGACUACAAGUGCUACAGCGAGGACGACACGAGAAGCCAUGCGCGUGCGCAGCACGGGAGUAAGGCGAUGGAGUGUCUCAAGUGUAACGGACUGUUCAGCGCUCGUCGUGAGUUCUACAAACAUUACAGAGACGUCCACGAGACGCACAUCUGUGACUAUUGUGGGCUAAGAUACAAGUUGAAGGACAGUCUCAUCACCCAUAUAAGGAAAAAACACUCAACACGAGAGUGCAAUAUCUGUAAGAAGACAUUCACCCGUUACAACAGCCUGUGGCUGCACAACAAAGUGCACCACGGACCGCCAACGGCGACGGCUUACUGCGUCGAGUGCGAUGUCGAAUACGCCGAUCCGUAUCGCUACAAGUGGCACUUGGCGAACAGUGUUAGACACAGGCCGAGGGAGGCUGUGAGUAUUAUUUUAUCUGGUUCCAGGGUUCGUUGUCCCGGCUGUGAUAAAGAAUUUUCAAAGAAAAUCUACAUGAAGAACCAUUACGAUCUCGUCCACCUGAAGCUUACCAAGUUCAAAUGUGACGCGUGUCAAAAGUAUUUUGGAAGAAACGCCGAUCUUGCAAAACAUCGUCGACGAGUCCACGAAGGUGUCCAACCGCCCAAAAACAAGAUCUGUCAUAUUUGUGGACGGGGAUUUACCACCAACAAGAUCCUCGCCAACCACACGCGCACGCACACGCAGCGUCAGCUCGCCUGCCCACAUUGUCCCGCACGCUUCGCGCACAAACGCGUGCUGGCGUCGCACAUGAGGGCGAUGCAUCCCAGCUGAAUUAUGUAUUCGACAGUUUCGUUUACUGAAGAAUUUUUUUUUUUCAAUCGACUCGCUUGGAUAAUAAAUAAUGA